Epinephelus moara (kelp grouper) is the source of this 1399-nucleotide messenger RNA. It is a transcript of the gene rfc5, whose product is annotated as replication factor C (activator 1) 5. Gene Ontology annotation, cellular component: nucleus; DNA replication factor C complex. The transcript is spliced from 11 exons. Gene Ontology annotation, biological process: DNA-templated DNA replication; DNA repair. The coding region runs from base 111 to 1118 and encodes 335 amino acids. Gene Ontology annotation, molecular function: ATP hydrolysis activity; DNA clamp loader activity; DNA binding. Lineage: Eukaryota; Metazoa; Chordata; Actinopteri; Perciformes; Serranidae. The record is from RefSeq and is a predicted model, not a curated record.
CGUUUUUGUUGUGGAGCGCGCCAAAGACAGUAAACGUAGAGUGGAAGCGUUCAAAACUCUAAAAGUAUUAAAAACACAGCUUGGAGCUAAAUUCACAGUCAACAGGAGACAUGGCCUCAACAAGUAAAGCUCCGCCACAGACCAGGAACUUACCGUGGGUUGAAAAAUACAGACCACAGACACUUGAUGAUCUGAUCUCACACAAGGAUAUUCUAAGCACCAUCCAGAAGUUCAUCAGUGAGGACAAGCUUCCCCAUCUCUUGUUCUAUGGCCCCCCUGGAACAGGCAAAACCUCCACCAUCCUCGCCUGUGCCAGGCAGCUGUACAAGGACAAAGAGUUCAACUCCAUGGUGUUGGAGCUAAACGCAUCAGAUGACAGAGGCAUUGAUGUUGUACGAGGUCCCGUUCUGAGUUUUGCCAGCACCAGGACCAUCUUCAAGAAGGGCUUCAAGUUAGUGAUACUGGACGAGGCUGAUGCCAUGACCCAGGAUGCCCAGAAUGCAUUGCGGCGAGUGAUUGAGAAGUUUACAGAAAACACUCGAUUCUGUCUGAUCUGUAACUACCUGUCCAAGAUCAUCCCGGCCCUGCAGUCUCGCUGCACCAGGUUUCGCUUCGGCCCGCUGUCCCCGGACCAGAUGAUCCCUCGGCUGGAGCACGUAGUCCAGCAGGAGAGUAUUGACAUAAAUCCAGGUGGGAUGAAGGCCAUUGUUACGCUAUCAUCAGGCGACAUGAGAAGAUCACUCAACAUACUGCAGAGCACCAGUAUGGCGUAUGGGAAGGUCACAGAGGAAAAUGUGUACACCUGCACGGGUCACCCCCUCCGCUCAGAUAUAGCCAACAUCCUCGACUGGUCCCUCAACAAAGACUUCACUGCAGCGUACAAGCAAAUCCUGGAGCUCAAGACUUUGAAAGGUUUGGCCCUGCACGAUAUCCUCACUGAGGUUCAUCUGCUCAUACACAGAGUGGACUUUCCUCCUGCCAUCCGCAUCGGUCUGCUCAUCAAGUUGGCUGACAUUGAACACAGGCUCGCUUCAGGAACCAGUGAGAAGAUCCAGCUCAGCUCCAUGGUCGCAGCAUUCCAGGCGGUCAGAGACCUCGUGGUCAGCGAGGCCUCGUAGAUACAGUUACCACUUUACCCCACAAUGAAACUCUGCCUCUUGACCACAAACCACUGGUGGAGAGAAACGUUUUCACCAAUUCCUUGGUGACCGCCAUCACUGAUGAUGAAAAAUCGAUGGAAUCACUUGCUUAUUUAGAGAGAGAACAGAUGCCCAUAAGUGCCCACUGCUCUGCAGAGUUUAUGUGCAGUGAAGAAACGAAUGCUAGCAGCCAUCUUAGUCACACAUCUGCGUACAAGCUGAGCAAAAUGGAAAGCAGUUGUUUGUAACAAAAAAACAUG